Lodderomyces orthopsilosis Co 90-125 is the source of this 709-nucleotide messenger RNA. RefSeq lists its product as uncharacterized. Lineage: Eukaryota; Fungi; Ascomycota; Pichiomycetes; Serinales; Debaryomycetaceae. The record is from RefSeq and is a predicted model, not a curated record. The transcript has a single exon. Gene Ontology annotation, cellular component: plasma membrane. The annotation marks the transcript as partial.
AUGUCUGAAUCGAAAACAAAGAAACCCAGAGUCAGAUUCCAAGUUGUCCACUACUACUUAAUCCCAAUUGUUGCAUUAGUCGUUUGGUGGGGCAUGUUGAUUGCUUUGCUCAUAUGUUGGGGUGUACAAGGAAGACCUAUUUACUCGUUCAUGAAUGGAGAAUAUCAGAACCCAGUUUACUUAUCAGAUAUCGGUGCCACGAAUCUCCAACCGCUUUUUAUAAGUUGUGCUGGCUUUCAAGCCAUCUUCUUUGUUGGCACUUUGAUAUCUGGCUAUUUCCUCAGAAAGACCAACAGAAUACAACCCUACAUUAGCUAUCACCAACCAAGAUUGGCCAUUGCAAGCAUUAUUCUUGCCAUCAUCGGGCAACUUGGAAUCAUAUUUGUCUCCAUCUUCAAUACAAAAAACUUCCACGGUGUGCAUCUUAGUAUGGUGGGAAUCUUUAUAGCAUUUGUCUUUUUCUCAUGUUGUUGUGACUUUGGUGUUAGUUUUAUAUUUGGAACCCGUCCAAGCUUGUUGGAUCCAGUUCACAAUACUGUUAUAUUUGGGAAGGGAAGGUUAUCCAAUUUGUACUUUUUGAGUUUCAGUUCAAAGAUAAUCUGGUUGGUGGUUGCAAUUGUUCUAGCUGCUUGUUUUGGUGCUUUCAUGUACAAUGACAAUGACCUGGCCUCGGCACGAUUCGAGUGGUGCAUUUGCUUUUGGUAUGGUC